AAGGAAUACUAAUUUGACCUCCUUACCUACCUUCUUAUCCUUGUGUGUUUUUGCUAGAAGUCCAAUUAGAAAAAUUGUUGUUAUCACGACUUGUCUACCGAUGAAUGAUUGACAUCAUGUCAAUAUUGUACCCCUUGUGCUCUAUUAGUGGAUUAUAUCUUCAGUUUCUUUAUAUUCUGAUUUCUUCCAUCUUAUUUGGUGUACCAGUUAUUGCAACAACCACAUCUUCACAACUAGUGAAAGUGGAAGGAUCAUUGUCAGAUUUCUGUGAACAAUGGGUGGCUUUCAAAGAUCCACAAACUGGGCGCUGUCUCCCCUGCUCACCCUGCCCUGAAGAUCAUUUGACUGUGGCUAAAUGUGAAUUUGAUCGUGACACAUUAUGCAGGCCUCUGACAGAUUUAGCCGAGCACAUUGAAUCUGUUGUUCAUAGCAGCAGCAGUGUCACACUGACUAAGAAAAACAACACCAUAGUCAUUGUAGAGCAAAAUACGGUGUUUGAACAUCUGCUGGGAGGAAUAGAGUAUUCACCUGCCUUGGUGGUCAUCUUAUCUUUAGUUGUUUUUGGCUGUAUUUCAUACAUCCUAUUGCAGUCCUUGAAAAGGUGCAGAAGAAAUCAAAAGCAACAACAUGGACUUAAAGAUCCUCUUCAUGAAAGUCUGCUGGGCCAAGAAGAGCAGGAUGAAAAUGAUAAACCUGUUUUGGACAUGGACGAGAUGCUGGCGCAGCGUUUCGGACGAUCAUUAGUCACCAACGUUUACGUUCCCUAACUUUACUGGUAUUGUCGACUAAAUCAUCCAAAUUAUCCAUGUUUUGACCAUUGUCUAUAUGACCAUUGUUGGCAAAUGUACAGCAGUGCCUUCCUGUGAUGGGAUUCAGCCAAUAUAACCAGAUGAAUUGAU
Molecule: messenger RNA, 899 nt
Organism: Daphnia pulicaria
Lineage: Eukaryota; Metazoa; Arthropoda; Branchiopoda; Diplostraca; Daphniidae
Exons: 2
Coding region: 105-767 (220 amino acids)
Molecular function (GO): protein binding
Source: RefSeq, a predicted model, not a curated record